GCAGUGACGAUUGUUUACACGAUGGCGUCCGGCGGUGAAAACGCGACCGAGGAACGGACGGAGGCGUCAACGCCGGCUCAACCCGUUGCCAAUGCCGUAUCCGAGACGACCCACAAAGUGAUAGGGAUGGAUAAGGAUGGUGAAUUGUCUGGUGUACCAGCAAAGAAACCUCGUGUCGAAGUGCAAUCUCUUCCAACCAGACAGUAUUUAGAUCAGACCGUAGUACCGAUAUUGCUUCAAGCAUUGUCAUGUCUGGCCAAAGAGAGACCCGCCGAUCCUAUAAGUUUCCUCGCCGGUUAUUUAUUGAGAAACAAGAAUCAGUACGACAGCGGCGGUUCGCCGCCGACUAGUCAAUGAAUGCUUCCUCGUCUGUGCGUGCCCGUUUUAUGGAAAUUCGAUGAACAUUUCUUCGUAAGAAAUCUUUUUUGAUUUUUUAAAUACAUAUUUAUGAUAAACAUAUAUACUUUUGUAUUUUCGUAUAUGAAAUAAAAAAUAUGUUAGCUUUUUACUGUAGGGAUGACAACGAUGCAUAGAUGUACGAAAUAUCUGGAUGGAGCAUAUUGCUAUGGGGUUGAAGUUCAAGGGGAAAGAAUAGUAAAAUCAUCAAGAUGACAAUGACGGAGUGGAAAAAAACGGGGCGCAUUAUAUUACACUACUUGACUUAUCUACAAUGUCGUCGUGUUUAAUGUUGUUCAGUUAAAGGUGUCUUGUUUGAUCACAUUGCGACCACAGUCACUUAUAGCGAUCAAUGCUUGGAGUAUUUCCACUGUUGUGUUGGACAGACACUAGAAAGUUUUAUAUUAAAUUAUUCAAUUAGCGAUAUGGACACUGUGCCUCAGUUCAGGCUGCAGAUCAAUCAGUUAUGAAACAAUGUACUAUUAUGCUUCCUAUAAAUAUAUAUAUAUAUAUGCUUCCUAUAAAUUGCCAAAACUAAAUCGAGUCACUACACAUACAACUGUCCUACGAUUAGAAACAAUAUUAUGAUCGCUCUUACGAUUUUAAACGAACUGCAUUGUAGACUACGUUUUACACAACUGUUCACAAACACGACGCUAUGUGUCUCUGACAGAACAAUCAAGAUCGAUUUUUUCCACAAUCUCUCAAGCUUCACUCUCUUGGCCUAAAAGGGUAUUUUACACUCCAUCCAGGUAUCUCAUACGUCCAUGUUUUAGCGAGAUAAAAUUGUUCUGAGUAAUGUUAAUUAGUCUUGAAUUAAAAACAAUUUUUAAUAUUGAAAUUAUUUUAAAAAAUAUCGUUUUCUCUGUACGAAAAAGUAAUGUUAAAAAUUAGUUUUAAUUACGAUAUCAUUUUCAAAUUGAAAUAUUUGUUAGAAAAAAAAAUCGGUCUAAUUUUUCUAUAUGCAAGCGUUUAAAUAAAGAAAAAUGAAGAAAUCAAA
Messenger RNA from Atta colombica, 1396 nucleotides. Its product is annotated as protein dpy-30 homolog. The record is from RefSeq and is a predicted model, not a curated record. Lineage: Eukaryota; Metazoa; Arthropoda; Insecta; Hymenoptera; Formicidae. The coding region runs from base 22 to 357 and encodes 111 amino acids. Gene Ontology annotation, cellular component: Set1C/COMPASS complex. The transcript has 3 exons.